This is a messenger RNA of Pelagomonas calceolata, 1521 nucleotides long. The record is from the annotation of a GenBank genome assembly. NCBI's taxonomy places the organism in Eukaryota, Pelagophyceae, Pelagomonadales, Pelagomonadaceae.
AGCUGGAGCCGGCAGCCGCGCGUGCGCCGCCCUGGCUUAAGCUAGAAAGAAGGAGAAGACGAUAGCGCGGGUGCUGUAGCGUCCGUUUCCCAGCUUGUGUGACAAGAAAUACUGUUCAAGGAAGCUGCACCACCACCCUCCCGAAAAAUAGCCCUCAGAGCAGAGCCAUGGCCGGCCUCUGGGCGCGCUUACGAGGCCGCCGGAGCCCGCCGCCCGACGCGUCGUCCGUCACCGACGUCUUCGCCGACGCGGCGAUCGCGCGCGAGGACCUGGAGCCGGCCGCGCGGCCGCCGACGCCGCCGGCCCAGCCGAAAUUGAGAAGGGACUACGUCGCGUCGUCGCCCCAGGCCGCGCGCGAGCGCCAGCAGCGGCGCUCCGACGGCGAGUUCGCGGCCUGCCUCGACGCGGACGCGCUCGACGUCGCCGCGCUGCGGCGCCUCGCGUGGAACGGCAUCCCGAACAAACGGAGGAGGGCGCAGGUGUGGCGCUGCCUCCUGCGGUGCGAGGCAUCAAAACGCGCCGAGCGUCGGGAGCACGCGGCGGCGCGGCGCGCGGCGUUCCACGAGGCCGUCGCGGCGGCCUUAUUGGACGUGCCGGCGAGCGAGCGCGACCCGGGCGACGCGCAGAUGCUGCGCCAGAUUCUGGUGGACGCGCCGCGGACCUGCCCCGGGUCGCCGUUGUUCGCGCACGACCGCGUGCAGGCGCUGGUCGUGAACGUGCUCUACGUGUGGGCCGUGCGGCACAGUGCAUAAAAAUCAAAUUGUCGCGACGCCGCCAUCGACGCGACGCCAGCUCGAUGGCGUGCCCCGGGGGGUCUCUCACCGCUCGAGCACCCGACUCACUGGUUGAUUUACGCACAGGUGAAACACCCGGCGAGCGGCUACGUCCAGGGCAUGAACGACCUAUUAGCCGUCUUCCUCGUGGUCUUGGUGGAUGAGGUGUCGGAGGGCGAUCAUGUGGACGUGGCGACGCUGUCUGAUGACGUGUUGGACGACGUGGCCGCGGACGCGUACGGGCUGCUGAACGGCGUCCUCGAGAGUUUAGAUGACCACUACGUUCACCGGCAGCCGGGGCUCCAAAGGACGAUCGAGGAGGUCGACGGGCUCUUGAGAAGGGUCGACGCGGACCUGCACAAACACCUAGACGAGGUCGGCGUGCUGCUGCUCCAGGUGACGUUCCGGUGGAUCAACUGCCUCCUGGUGCGGGAGCUGCCGAUGCGCUGCGCGAUCCGGCUGUGGGACACGUGCCUCGCCGAGGAGCGCGGCUUCCGGACGUUCUUUCCCUACGUCUGCGCGGCGUUCCUCUGCCACUUCUCGGACGCGCUCAAGGCGAAGCCCACCGAGGACGUGCACCUCUUCCUCACGUCGCUGCCGACGUCGAACUGGGCCGACGACGAGGUCGAGACGCUCCUGUCCGAGGCCUACAUCCUCUCGACGCUCUUCCGGUCCGCGCCGGCGCACCUCCAGCACGAGCCCGACGGCAUCACGCCCUGCGGCGGGUUUCUCUAAGUUUCUGUAUUGC